Porites lobata is the source of this 3087-nucleotide messenger RNA. Lineage: Eukaryota; Metazoa; Cnidaria; Anthozoa; Scleractinia; Poritidae. The record is from the annotation of a GenBank genome assembly.
AUGAAGUUUGUCUCUCUCGCCAGCCACAAAAUGGUUCCAUCCAAGUUCGAAGAUUGCUUUAAGAAAGACGGAAAGCAGGCUAAACAGUUAGCCAUAGAGUAUAAAGCAGAAAAGGCUUUCUCCAUCAUCGCAGACGGCAGAAAAGAGCACGAAACAAGCGCUCCACGGCCCACAAAAAUUGUUUCAGCAUUGGGUUCAGAAGAGGAAGUUUAUUCAGUCGGUGCUGACUGUGGUAUGUUUGCUGCCGUUUGUACAGCCUAUUCUCAUCACUAUAGGCUUAGGACAUCGCCAGAUGAUUGGUGGUUCUGUGUUAUCAAGAGGGUUGCCUGUGCUAUUGAUCGAAACUCGUCGAAAGCCUCAGUGCGCAACUUGUUUGUCGAUCAUGAAGGAAAGAAAACAAUCGAAGUACAGGUUGAGGAUCCCACCAUCUACACCGUGGAUUACAACUUUCUGUUCGAUCAAAUAACAAAACAGUUAAAAGAAAACUUAAAAGUGCCCGAGUUUGUUGAUGGAGUCACCGCAGAUUUUGGAACCACCUCAGCUGUACAGAAGAUCGUCUCGCAGAUUACGCUGAUGUAUUCUGUUAACCAGUAUUUCGACUGUGGAAUACUUACCUCAUGUGGCAUACCAGCGGUGGAGAUGCUUGGCAGUGAAGAAGACUGGAUGAAAUUGAGUUCUAAGCUGAAAGUUUUAAGAACACUCUUAGAACCUAUAGAGAAUGAUCUUGGCCUUCGAUCAAAAUGGUGGGAUCUGGUUCAGAAAGUGUUCUGGAAUCUGCAAACCACCUAUCAGGGCAACCCGGAUGAAGAUUGGUGGAGUCAUAUUAUGAGCUAUAAAGAAGCUCAUCAGUCGGGUAUGUACAUUGUUUAAUCAAUUUAUACGAUUGUAAUACAAAAGGCAAAAAAAAAAAUACUGAAGUUGUUAAAAGUAUCAAAACCACAUGAAAAGCUUACAUAACGCUAAGGAAGCAAGAAUUUAUGCUGGCUACGAAACUGGUAGAAAAGUCUUGAGAGAAUUGUCCAUAGACUUGCCAAACGCUGAUGGGCUUGUAAACGGCUUGUUUUACACAAAAAGGAUUGACCGUUUUCAUUAUUGUAGUCUUUUUAUCCACAAAUGAUAUAUACUACUGGUUCAACUAGGGAUUAACAGGUGUUUACCAAAACAUAUCACAGCUCAGUAAGCUGAUCACAAGCACCAGUUUCUACAACGUCGAAAAGGUUCUUUAAUGGAAAUUCAUCAUUAUCUUGGAAGAACGUUCUUUAUGAAGAGUUCGUAUAAUCACAGUCAGCGCGAGUAGGCUAUCCAAAGCUCUUUUAUUUGAGAUUGUAAGUCAGGUUUAAUGAAGUCUGUCCUAGUUUACGGUCAACUCUUGCCUUGCAUACACCCUGCUACAACAGACCUUCCCGAUAAUAGGGACAGCGGCUAAAUCCCCGGCAAAAACAAAUUUCAGACUCAUUGGCCUAAAUAAACUCUCAUUAUUACGGACUAUCGCUUAUGAGGACACUAACUUGAGGUCCCCGCAGUGUCUGCAAUAUGAGGGAGUUGACUGUACUUCGUCUAAUCUAGGGAGUACAUAUUCACGAAAUUAAGCAAACAAAUAUAAUUUACUGAUUUUGUUUUGUCUCUCAGGAACUCCCGCUGGCGGUAUCAAAGGAUGGAUCACAGAUUUCUUGGAGGGAACGCGAUAUGCAAGGGCACUGUGGGGGCCUGGUGACUUUACAAGUGGCGUAGUGGCCGUUCCUUUCACUAUCAAGGACCGGCGUUCUGGUGUCCAGGAUACCGCGGCAUUGGUGGCAGGAAUGCUGGGCUACACUGUUCACAGGAUACCCAACUGUGAUGAGGUGUCUGUACAACCAUUCCAAGGAUGGUCUCUUAUGUUGUCCGACGACUCGCCUUUUUGCAAAUUCUGAACAAACCACUGACAUUGGCUUUAUAAAUUAGUUUAGAAAUAAUACUUAAAAGGAAAGUUAAAAGUGUUUCAGUACUGUAAAAUAACGCAUUUAGCAUUUUUUCAUUCAAAUGUAGGCUCGAUAUUUUUUUUAGAAACGUAGCUAGUGAAAAUAGCAGCCAUUUAAGUGAAAGCCGCGCAAGCCAAAAUGCAGGUUUCUUGAGCGCGAAAAAAGCCACAAAAUCACACUACACAGAAGAAAAAGGAAAAGAAAAUAGAAAGAAAGCAAAGAGAAAUGAAGGUGAAAAACGAAAUAGUCCCUGUCUUGGUUUUUUUGUUUUCUGUUUUUGUUUUUGCUUUGUUGUUUUCUUUGUUUGUUUUUUUCAUUGCCUAUACUUUGGAGACGGUUUUCACCACAGUUGGCCAACAAUGAUUCGCACUUUUUCGGUGGAAAAGUCAGACUGGAAUUCCUAAAAUUCGGCCUUUGAAAAUCAGUAGUCAUUUGACCAAACUGCGGCAAAAUCACGAGAUUAUUUUAGUCUGAAAAGCCCGACAGGAUAGGAAAUAUCGAGUGAUGAGAAGAGAGAAAAACAAAAACAAAAAAUCAGUGUUGCCAGGGCCGUAGCCAGUAUGAGGCAAACCGAGGCACUUGCCUCAGUCAUUUAAGGGUUGAUCCCGGCAGUGUUUUGUUUAAACGCGGUCAUGAUAAAGACCCUGAAUAGCUAGGCGGGGAAUUCAACCGUGGAUAUUGCCUCAGUCCUUAUUUAUUUCUGGCUAUGGCCCUGGUUGCACUCUUUGUUUUUAUAUUGUCUACUUUGAGGAUAGUGUUUCAACGAAAAAAUCUGCUUAAGCGAAAAAAUUCAGCUGAGAAUGCAUGCGUAAUUUAAACUACUUGCAGGCAUCUCCUCUUUCCUUUGAGAGGCUUUUGAAAGUUUUUGUGGCACAUUCUGUUUAUGACAAAUAAACUCAGCUUAAAUAAUAUUAAUAUUUACAACAAUUAGUUAAUAGCGGCUAGAGCAGUCAAGAAGUAGGGAGAAACACUCGACUACAUUGCGUGUUUGCCCGUACAAUUCUUUCAUGCUCUAGCCGUUUCCUGCGUGCUUUACAACUUAGUCAACAAACAGAACAAAGCACAGACAGUCAAGGUUUAUUUAUUUGUUAAACUUUUUGUAUUACUCAUUACUUUCCGAAUUAACGCG